UGCCUCAUUUCUGAUGGAUCUAGUAUUUAUGUGCUUUGCAGUUGUUGAAAAUAAAUCAUAAAUCAUACGACUGCCGAUCAACUCACGACAAGUAUUCAAGGACAAAUAUGAAUUCGGGAGUUCUGGUGGCCCGGUCUCUGGUGAAGCGCGUGAGCCGUGACCAAAUCUACCGUCUGGCCUCGAACCAGCGGCAUUUUGCAUCGAUAGCCUGUCCCGACGCCCACAAGGGGGGAAAGGGUCUGGUGUUGGGCCUGUACGAGAAGGAGUCGGGAAAGGGGACGCGCCUGACGCCGGCCGGCGAGAAGUUCGACGACCGUCUGCACGGAAAACUGAACGAGCUGAUAUGCGAGUCGAAGAUCAGUGGUCGCCUGGGACGCGGCAAGGUGUUCAACAACGUCGACGAGGAAUUCCGGUCGGUGUGCGUGGUGGGCGUUGGCAUCGAAGGGAUUGGCUUCAACGAACUGGAGAUGCUCGACGAGGGCAUGGAAAACGUCCGCGUGGCCGCCGGCAUUGGUGCCCGGUCCCUGCAGGCCGUAGAGUGUAUUGAGAUCCAUGUGGACAACAUGGACUACGCGGAGCAGGCGGCCGAGGGCGCAUCCCUGGCCACUUGGCGCUUCGAGGAGAAUUUGUCCAAGAAGUACCGCUCGAUCCAGCCCAAGCUGGAGCUAUUUGAUUCGCCGGAUACGGACAGUUGGACGCGAGGCCUCUUCAAGGCGGAGGCCCAGAACAUCUCGCGCCGAAUCGCCGAGUCUCCGGCCAACUGCAUGACCCCCACCGCUGUGGCCCAGGCCGGCGUGGACUUCCUCUGCCCGUGCGGCAUCACCGUGGAGGUGCGCACCAUGGAGUGGAUCGAGCAGCAGCAGCUGCACUCAUUCCUCACGAUUGCCAAGGGCAGCUGCGAGCCUCCCGUCGUCCUGGAGCUCGCCUACUGCGGCACCUCGCCCGAGGACAAGCCGAUCCUGCUGGUGGGCCUCGGUCUGACCUUCAAUUCGGGCGGCAUCAAUCUGCGUCCGUGCAAGGGCAUGGAUGAGUUCCGUGCCGAUUUGAAUGGAGCUGCGAGCAUCCUGGCGACCAUGCGAGCGGCUGCCGCACUGUCGCUGCCCAUCAACAUCACGGCCAUCCUUCCGCUAUGCGAAAACAUGCCCUCUGGCAUGUCCGUGAAGCCGGGCGACGUGGUCACCCUCCUGAACGCCAAGAGAAUGGCGAUUCGCAAUAUCGACCGUGCUGGCGUGGUGGUCAUUGCGGAUCCAAUGAUCUAUGGCCAGACGACGUACAAGCCCCGUCUGGUGGUCGACAUUGGAUCCAUGUGCAAGGGCGUCAAGAAGGCCGUCGGCGGCGGCGCUACGGGCAUCUGGUCCAAUUCGCACUACGUCUGGAAGCAGUUCCAGAAGGCUGGAUCGCUAACCGGAGAUCGAUUGUGGCGUUUCCCGCUGUGGGAGUUCUACAGGCGCCGUGUGGCAAAUCACCUAAGCUUUGAUCUGACCAACGAUGGUGAUGGGCUGGCCUCAUCUUGCCUGGCGGCCGCCGUGCUCCACGAGCUGGUCCCGUGCUCCGAUUGGGCGCAUCUGGACACCUCUGGCACUGGGCUAAUGUCGACUUACGGCCUGGUGCCAUAUCUCCGAGCGGGCCAAAUGACAGGACGCCCGACCCGAACUUUGGUGCAAUUUCUGUACCAGUUGGCGUGUCCCGGCGAGUAGUGCGGUUCUACACAAUCAUAUAUUUUUUAUCAAUGUUUCAUUGUUUAUUGUUUCUGACAAGACAACACACACACACACACACACACACACAAACAAAUGCAACAGGGCAACAGCAGCAGAAUCAUAACAAAAUUUGAAGGGGUCCAAAAAACAAACAGAAUAUCGAUGUACUAGUAAAUUAUAGAAUGUUUUGGCCUAAACACAAA
Messenger RNA from Drosophila miranda, 1903 nucleotides. Its product is annotated as cytosol aminopeptidase-like. Gene Ontology annotation, molecular function: metalloaminopeptidase activity; manganese ion binding. NCBI's taxonomy places the organism in Eukaryota, Metazoa, Arthropoda, Insecta, Diptera, Drosophilidae. Gene Ontology annotation, cellular component: cytoplasm. The coding region runs from base 108 to 1697 and encodes 529 amino acids. Gene Ontology annotation, biological process: proteolysis. The transcript has 2 exons. The record is from RefSeq and is a predicted model, not a curated record.